GGGGCGGGAAAGCAGGCGCCCGCACGUGACUGGCCGUGAACCCGUAUCCUCAGCUGACCCCGGCUUGCUCGCUCUUAAAGGCACCGGCCGGCCCUGCCCCUUCUCCUAAACCAACCUCCCCAAAACCUCAAUCAUUUCUGCUUUUCUUCCCUUACUCGUCAGGGCCAGUAGCUCUUAAGCGGCUCACCUGAAGUCUUUUCAAUGCACUGGAUUUCUUUUCCCUGAACAGCUUGGGGUCUAGGCUUUGGUCAGGGAUUCAGGCUAGAUAAUGGGAAAGGAGCUAACGCUGUGAAUCUGAAGGCCUGAGGUUCCAGAAGCAAUAGAGGAGGCUCGUGUGUUACUUAGGGUAUGUCAGUUAUAAUUGGGCCUGUUUCCCUGUUAUAAAAGUGGAAUUGGUUCCAUGAUGUCUAAGCACGUUGUAGCUUAGAGAACCUUCGUAUUUUAUAUUAGAGAGGUUGAUCUCUGGUGGGCUUUGUAGUAGAUCUCAUAAGGGCCUUCCUUGUGGUCGAAGAGAUACCUGAGCAGGGGGUAGCCUCUGGGAACCCUCCCUCCCCCAAAGAAACACACACUCAAGCGGCACAUUCUGUUUCCCCAAGGCCUGACCUCUCGGGACACACCCAGCCCGGUGGACCCAGACACCGUGGAGGUGCUGAUGACAUUUGAACCUGACCCAGCCGAUUUAGCCCUGUCAAGCAUUCCUGGCCACGAGACCUUUGACCCUCGGAGACAUCGCUUCUCAGAGGAGGAGCUUAAGCCCCAGCCCAUCAUGAAGAAGGCCCGGAAGAUCCAGGUGCCAGAGGAGCAGAAGGACGAGAAGUAUUGGAGCCGGCGGUACAAGAAUAACGAGGCAGCCAAGAGGUCCCGAGAUGCCCGGCGGCUCAAGGAGAACCAGAUAUCGGUACGGGCGGCCUUCCUGGAGAAGGAGAACGCCCUGCUGCGGCAGGAAGUGGUGGCCGUGCGCCAGGAGCUGUCCCACUACCGCGCCGUGCUGUCCCGAUACCAGGCCCAGCACGGAGCCCUGUGAGGCCGUCCCCCGCCCCUGCCCGGCGGCCUCGCUCAGACUUGCGCCCUGAGGCCCUCUUCCCUCCCCGCCCUGUGGCCCACCGGCCGGCCAGCUGGGUGCCCCAGGGACGUGAUGAUGCAGAUAAAUACAUUUAUAUUUUUAAGAAAAAGCGAGCCUCCCCCCUCCCUCGCGGGGGCGGGGAGGGUCCUCUGUGUGUGCCCCUACCACUUCGGGGACCCCAUCCUCCCACCGCCUCCGUUAACACAUCCUGAAUAAAUCUUGAGAACCCCAGA
This is a messenger RNA of Leptonychotes weddellii (Weddell seal), 1296 nucleotides long. The record is from RefSeq and is a predicted model, not a curated record. NCBI's taxonomy places the organism in Eukaryota, Metazoa, Chordata, Mammalia, Carnivora, Phocidae.